AUGACGACGACAGGGGGAAUCUCCGCCCUCCGUAGUGUCAGCCUCACCCUCCGUCUCUCCCAUCUAUCUUCUUCUCCUUUCCACCGCUUUGAUCGCCGCUUUAUUCGCUCCUUCAACCGCCGCGCAGCCGCGACGGCCGGCGUGUUAGCGCCAUCCGCGGAUGCUGCUGCUGUUACGAGAUUAGUAACAGUUGUCAAUGGCGGUGCCGCCAGCACAAACGCGCUAACCGCAGCUGCUGAACAAAUCUCGGCUCGGUCGCUAUCCGUCGCAGCCCAGGCCUCUUUAAUCGCCUCCGUCGCACUCCUUGUCAGCAGCUCGCCCGCGCUAGCCGCCGAAAACGUGGCAGCCGACGUGGCAAGCGCUCCGUUUCCGCAGGAAAUUCGACCUUCAAGCGGCGCGUCGAGGCAGCAAAACGGCAUCCAGUCUCUCGCGCGAGUCACGGCUUCUCAACUGCGGACAGCACCGCUCUUAACGGUUACAUCCACUGACGUCGUAGGAACGGCAGAAACAGCGGAACCGGCAGACACGGCGGCAGCGGAGGCAGCGGAGGCGGCGGAAGUUCCCAAGGUGCUGGACGGAGCGCGUCUGCUUACCGAGAGCCAGCGCGGCGCGAUGCUGCGACAGCUGUCGGAUCUGGAGUCUCGCGACGGGUGGCGGAUUCGCGUGGCGACGCGGUACGGGGUGGAGAGUGGUUUAAAUGGCAAACAGAUUCGCGACUUGUGGCAGCCGUCGGAUCAGACGGUGAUCGUGGUGGCUGACGUGGCAUCACCCAACAUCCUCAGCUUUAGCAUUGGAGAGGCUGUGCGGUCCAAGCUGCCCUACCAGUUCUUCACAGAGCUGCAAUCCAGGUACGGCAAUCAGUUCUUCGUCCGGCAAGAGGGCGAAUCCGAAGCACUCACUCGCUCCGUGGAUGCCAUCCGAACCUGCCUUGCCGAGCCUAACGGCUGCCUCAAGGUCCCAGGCCUGGUAGACGACCUCUACUUCCUCACGCUCGGCGUGUCCAUAGCUGCAGGCGCAGUAUUUGGCUUUUCUGCGCGACUGCCGCCCCAAGGCCAAGUGGAAGCUUCCUGGCAAUGGGUGGCGAUUUUCUCGCCUCUCUGGCUGUUUUUGCUGCUGGCAUUUGGGGUGUUCCCUGUGGUCGACCGGACAGCCGAUCUUGAACCGUUGAUUAAGAAUCUGUUAGGGUUUGCAGGGAGUGCAGGAGCAGUGUACAUGACACCGAUACUGGGGGAGAGCCCUGUUGCUAGGCUAGGGAAGACCCAAAAGGAAGAUGGGGAAGUUUGA
Messenger RNA from Closterium sp. Yama58-4, 1284 nucleotides. NCBI's taxonomy places the organism in Eukaryota, Viridiplantae, Streptophyta, Zygnematophyceae, Desmidiales, Closteriaceae. The record is from the annotation of a GenBank genome assembly.